Molecule: messenger RNA, 2832 nt
Organism: Cydia pomonella (codling moth)
Lineage: Eukaryota; Metazoa; Arthropoda; Insecta; Lepidoptera; Tortricidae
Gene: Naa40
Product: N-alpha-acetyltransferase 40
Exons: 5
Coding region: 152-823 (223 amino acids)
Cellular component (GO): nucleus
Molecular function (GO): histone H2A acetyltransferase activity; protein N-terminal-serine acetyltransferase activity; histone H4 acetyltransferase activity
Source: RefSeq, a predicted model, not a curated record
AAAAAAAAUGACAUUGACAGACCGAAUUUAUUUCCCGCCGUGUUUACAUUGAUUGUUUAUACAGUUUUUGGAAGAAUUAUAAUAUAAAAACAACGCAUAAUAAUUCUUAACUUAUUUUUCCAUUCAUAUAGUCCAUUACCAAAAAGCUAACAUGGGUAAGAAAUCUACAUCAUCAGUAAACAAGAGCAAAGAGAAGAGGCUCGCUAGGAAGCAGGAGCAGUACCGCAUUGCCGAUGGGAUGUCCCAUGUGACAUCAGCAAACAAGCUGACAGACCUGGCUUCACUAUGUAAAGAGCUGCUAGUGUACCGGAGUAACGACCUGGACGUUGAAAUGUAUAUACAGCGGGUCACGGAUCUCGACAAAAAUGUUUUAGACUGGACAAUAGACCUUACUGAAAGGAAUAUGAAAAAAUUGUAUGAAACCUGUGCCUGGGGCUGGAACAAGGAGAAAAAGGUGGAGGAAAUGAUGGAUGAGUCGGCCUGGUACCUCAUAGCUAAGGAGAACUCCGGCACCCUCUUGGCAUUCUCACACUUCAGGUUCGACAUGGACUUUGGGAUUCCUGUAGUGUAUUGCUAUGAGGUUCAAGUGGAAGCCGAGGGGCGGCGGCGCGGCCUCGGACAGCGCGUGCUCAGCGUACUGGAGAAGCUUGCGCUCGCCACGCGCAUGCGCUGCGUGCGCCUAACCGCGCUCACGCACAAUCCCGCCGCCAGCGCCUUCUUCCGGGCCUGCGGAUACGUUUUGGACGAGACGAGUCCAGCGCUUGAAGAAGCCGCACAUUACGAGAUAUUGAGCAAGCCCACAGAAGCCCAGGAGGAGACUUAACAUCCCCACCACUGCCACCACCACCUAGUCAGCUGGCCAGCAACCCGCUAUCAUCGACCUUUCCCAAGUGGGUCCAUUCCAUACUCCAUAUGUUCGCAUUAUCAAGUGACUUAGUGUAAUGUUUAGUUUAGUUUAUCUUGCACAUCAUAAUUCAUCAAAUUGUCCGAAGUUUAAUAUUAACAGCAGUCAAACUCAAUGAAACAAUUUAACUUCGACCUAAUGGCUAAUCGCAGGAUUAUAACCUUACAUAUUCCGCUGCAUCCUGCUAAUUUAAUCAUAGAGACACCUGACGCGCUCGGCUGCAGCCCAACAUCAACCUUCGUGCGUUCCGACAAGGUACACAACGCCGCGCCGCACACGAUGGGCGUGGCGUUCAAAGGGCGAUUUUGCGACCAAUAGGGAGUAUUACUGCAAUGUUCUACCGCCAGAGUGCAGCACUAGCGUUUUUCGUAAACCAUAGAGUAACUUAUACAUACUGGGCGUUAAACUGUUUUUUGACAAGUUUUCACAGAUGAUCAAAUAUGACAUUGAUGCAUCAAGGCGGUUUGAUUACAAGGGGCCUACCGGGAAACGCGAAAAUCGAUAUUUAUUUAUCGGCCUCUUCAUCGCUCGAAUAUGCAAGAGUGAUAGAGAGAUUAGAUAACUAAAUUUCGAUUUUCUUGUUUCGCGGUAGACCCUCAGAUUGUGAUGGAUUGUGGUCGUGACGCCCCCACGCAGAGUUUCGCGUAAUAUUCCCUAUUGUCAGAAUAUAAUAAAAUCGAAUUGUUACAUGUUAUAUUGAUGUGGGCUUUGAUUUAUAGGAACAGAAAUAACAAACCAAAGGUUCAAAAGAAAGCAAAAUUAGACAUAUCACUAGGUAACAGCUUUACCGCUGUAAUUGUUUUUUCACCACACCAACUGGUAAAGGCCCUCUUGAUUGUUCGAAAACUAAUGUGAAAGUUGCAUUUUAUCCACAUGUGGGGCAAAGAAAUCAGAUGCAAAUUUUGAGUUGUUUCCUUAUGUUAGCUGGUGGAAUUGACUUUUAAAUGAUGAUUUUGAAUGAUACAUGUUUUAUUACGUUCAUUUGGAUUUGAUUUUUUUUUGUUUGUAUUUCAUAGUAUUUUCUUCGCGUUGGUGUGGUGAAGUUGUUUGUUUUUUUGGACUUCAUUAAGUAUUUUGGACUUAUUAAUUAUGUAAGUCUUCUUUGUUUGUUAAUUUCAAAUAUUCAUAAUUUGAAACAUAAGGGCCCAUGUUAAGGCAUAUACGAAUAUGAUGGAUGUCAUAAUUAAUUUUGAAUCUUUUCCAUAAGCUUAUAUGCAGUUCCUAGUCUACCGUAUGGUAAAGUGUAUAGUUUACACUAUUCUUUUUACUCUCUGCAAUGAAAAAUAGAAAUAUUUUUGUAUUUUUACACAUGACAUUGAUAAUGAACUUUUAUAUUUUAAAACUCAUGCAUACUGUUUUUUGUAGCGAUUCACCUAACUUAACCUUUGAAUGAUAUCUAAUUCUGAGUGCCACCAAAAAAAUAUUUUUAACAAAAGCUUUCCGUUGGAUAUAAUAAUCUUAUUUCUACGUAUUGCGGCCUUGUUUGGUCCUAAUCAACUAUGUGUCACUUCAUUUAAUAAAUCAAACAAGUACUAUCUGAGAAUACAAACCAUAACUAUACUAUACGUUAAUUAAAUUACUACUUGUAUCGUAAUUAUUGUUCGUAUGAAUUGUUCGUAACUCUAGAGAUUGUCUACGCUACGUUUGCAGUGACAAUUAUGUGGCGAGAGAACUUAGCGUGGUCCACUGAGUUAUGUAUUCCGCAGUUAGUACUACGGCACAAAAGUGUGACCGAAAUCUUUAUAAAUCAAAUCGCUAUACAAAGUCGUCUGCGGUAUAAUUCUUAGUUAUGUCCAUCACGACAUUCCGUGUUUUGUAACUAGUUUAACAGGUUGUUAACAAAUAACUCAUCAGUACCUUAAACUGAUAAUUCUCAUCUCAUAACGAUUAAGUUUAUUUUAGCAAAAUAAAUACAAACGUUUUGCAAA